Triticum aestivum (bread wheat) is the source of this 3366-nucleotide messenger RNA. RefSeq lists its product as uncharacterized. The record is from RefSeq and is a predicted model, not a curated record. Gene Ontology annotation, molecular function: phosphatidylinositol binding. NCBI's taxonomy places the organism in Eukaryota, Viridiplantae, Streptophyta, Magnoliopsida, Poales, Poaceae.
UGGACGAUCUGAUCGAGGAGGCCAAGGUGCGCACCGUGGCCUGGGCUCUCGGCAUCUUCGCCAUCUCCUACUUCCUCACACAUACAAGUAAAUCAAUGUGGACAAAUGUCCCCAUGUCGAUUCUUAUACUUGCAUUUCUCCGUUACGUCUCCUUCAAAGUGGAGUUCCGUUGGAGAAGUCAGCCUGUAUCUAAGCAGACAUAUUUGUCUCAAGCGUCAAAACGACAGUUGUCUGCUAACGAUCAUCGGAUUUCAACUGUGCCACCAGUUUCAAGAUGGAGAAGGAAAGUUGAUUCGCCUGCUGUUGAGGCUGCUUUUGAAAGUUUCAUUGAUAAUGUUCUCCGGGACUUUGUCAUGGACUUGUGGUAUUCUGAUAUUACUCCUGAUAGAGAGGCCCCAGAACUGAUACGUGGCUUAAUACUCCAUGCCCUUGGUGAAGUAUCAGGCAGGGCAAAGGAGAUGAACCUAGUUGACUUGCUAACAAGGGAUAUGUCUGAUUUGAUUGGAAAACAUGUGGAUAUGUUCCGAAAAAACCAGUCUGAAAUUGGUGUUGAUGUCAUGGGAACAUUGUCUUCCGAGGAAAGAGAUGAGCGACUGAAACAACACCUAAUAGUUUCACAGGAACUUCACCCUGCAUUGUUAUCUUCGGAGCACGAAUACAAGGUUCUUCAAGAACUAGUUGGGGGCAUUAUGGCCCUAGUGUUGAGACCACAAGAUGCACAGAGUCCAUUGGUUCGCUGCUUCUCCAGGGAACUUCUGACUUGCUUAGUCUUGCAGCCAGUGAUGAACUUCGCAAGUCCUAUUUAUGUGAACGAGCUAAUUAUCUACUUUCUAAACAACAAAGACACAAACAUUGGAGGCAGCGUAAACAAGACUAGUACUGUAGUCACAGUAACAAAUGAUCAUUCAUCUUAUAAAGGAGGUUCGCAGGGUCAUCAAAUGGAAUCACAAAAGUUGUCUGCAGAAUCAAGUGGCUCAGUACUAGCAAGUAGCUCCGGGCUGACUUCCCUUGAGGGCGAUAAGUCAAAAGUGUUAGUGGAUGACCAUGGGAAGACCGUCCAGCCUCGUCAGGCAGAUUGGGCACUGGUAUUAGAUGCAGCUACUAAAAGGCGGUCUCAGGUUCUUGCUCCGGAGAAUCUUGAGAACAUGUGGGCUAUUGGGAGAAACUACCAAAAGAAUAUGGUGAAAGUGGAACGUCCAUCAAAAAAAGGAAAAGGUGCAGGAGGGAUAGAUAGCGUUCGAAAUGCAGUAGUGGCCGGAAAAGAGUUAUCCCCUAACUUCAACGAGAGAGUUACAUCGGUUGAUGACAAAUACAUGGUUAAUUUGAUGCAAGGUUCAAAUAGGAAUGCUCAGUCCACUUUUGUCACAGGCAGUCACCCACUUGUUUCGCAAAAUACAGAUGAAGUAAAGUCAGAGCACCCUGAAGCUGUCAAGAACACAAAAGCUCAGCUAAAGCGGUCUAAUAGUAGUCCUGAUAUGGAGAAAAGACAUUUGGCCAAAAGUAAUCAAACCGCGCUAUCCAGUGAAAGCUUAAAUUCAAGGACCAUUCAAGAGGACAAAGGUUCUGUUCCUUCCUCACAUGGUGAGGUACUAAUGUAUGCUCCAAAGAUAAGGUGUCGGGUAGUGGGUGCAUAUUUUGAGAAACUUGGUUCAAAAUCUUUUGCAGUUUAUUCUAUUGCUGUGACUGGUGCAGAUAACAAGGCCUGGUUUGUGAAAAGAAGAUACCGGAAUUUUGAGCGUCUUCAUAGACAACUGAAGGAAAUACCAAAUUACUCACUGCACUUGCCUCCAAAGAGUUUCCUUUCGUCUAGUAUUGAUGAUUACCUUGUGCACCAACGAUGCAUUCUACUGGACAGAUAUCUUCAAGAUCUCUUGUCGAUCGCUAAUAUUGCAGAGCAGCAUGAAGUUUGGGAUUUUCUUAGUGAGUCCUCAAAGAAUUACUCAGCUGGAAAGUCCACCUCUGUUAUCAAAACCUUGGCUGUUAACGUUGAUGAUGCCAUGGAUGACAUCGUUCGACAUGUUAAAGGAGUUUCAGAUGGUCUAAAACGCGCAGUCGGCACAUCGUCCCCUAGCGCGCCGUAUUCACACUUGACAGAUAAUAGGAUGUCUCUAUCUUGGAACCAGGAAGAGACAGAUAAUCAGAAUCUGCAGAAUAGAAAUUUGGGAAGUUCACAUAGUCUCUCUGAUGGUGAUAGUAACUGUGAAGACCGCCCCUCAUCUGUAAAUAGUGCAUGCCACUCGGACAAUGAAUUGAGCAAUGGAGGGUACAUUUCAAGUGAUAUUAAGCACAAUGAAGCAACUGGUUGUGAUGCACAAGUAAACCAACAAAUAGAACCUGCAAGGGCAAUUUCGGAUUCUACAAACAUGUCAUCUGUAAAACCAUUUGAGGAUCCAUCAGGAAUUCCUCCCGAGUGGGUGCCAACAAAUGUCAGUGUGCCUCUAUUGAAUCUUGUAGACAAAGUGUUCCAACUAAAGCGACGGGGUUGGAUAAGAAAACAAGUUUUCUGGAUAUCAAAACAAAUCUUGCAGUUAGUCAUGGAAGAUGCGAUUGAUGAUUGGAUUUUAAGACAGAUCAAUUGGCUCCGACGAGAUGAGGUCAUUAUACAAGGAAUCCGUUGGAUUCAAGAUACCCUCUGGCCUAAUGGUGUAUUCUUCACCAAGUUGGAUGGAUAUCAAGGAAAUGCAGGUAGCAGUCAAUUUGACAAGCACCCAUCGGGGAGUGGCGAUGAGACUAUUGGCAACAGAAAGAGCAACACGAGCUCUUUUGAGCUUCAACUGGAGGCAUCUAGAAAUGCCAGUGAAGUUAAGAAACUUCUUUUAGGUGGGACUCCAUCUACAUUAGUCAGCAUAAUUGGGUACAAGCAGUACCAGCGCAGUGCAAGGGACAUCUACUACUUCUUGCAGUCCACCGUGUGCGUGAAGCAGCUCACUUACGCGAUGAUAGAACAGGUGCUCGUGACACUUUUCCCAGAGCUUCAUAAGCUCAUAGAAGGCAUCCAUGAGAAGGGUCGCAAGGAACAAGCCUCGUUCAUAUACCAACUUUGACUGAAAUGGUGAGAGGCCAUCUUGAUACACCUUUUAAAUUCUAAGCCCGCGUCGGUGACGACGUAGCAUGAGGCUCCCUGGGCCGCAGUUUUGCCCGAAUGGAUUUUGACAGCAGAGCUGGAUCCAGGAGGUAUGUAAAUUAGGCACCCGAUGCGAUCUAGAGCGAGGAGUUUGAGUUCAGAGUUGUACUACUAGGAAUAGUAUUGUACCACAUCAUUCAUUGAUUUUUUUUUCCGUUUUGCCUAGGCCGAAAUUAUUCGCUUAGACCGAGGCUUGUAAGUUGUGCAGAGAUUCAAUUGUAUAGCUGUACCAUUUUGCCGCA